UCCCUGCAAGUGUCGCUUCGCUCGCAUUUUAUUUAUUUCAAAAAAACUAAAUAAUCAUGUAAAAUGAAGGAAUUAAAAAAAAAGUAAUUUAUUUAUAAAUAAUUUAUGGGUCCGUGAUUGUAAUAAAAAAUGUUUCGGUCAUCAAAGGCUGAAAAUAAUAACAAUUCAAAGCGAAAAAAGUUAGGCUAGAAUUUUAAAGCUGAAUUCUGCUUUGUUAAUUAUUUAUCUAAAUGAUUAGAUAAAAAAAAUAUGAAAGGAUCAAGUAUGCGAUGGCUGUCACUGUCACUACUGAUGUUCAUCCUGAUGAGCAAGGGAUCAACUAACGAUGACAAUAAUCAUCAAGCAAAUAAUGUCACUUCAGCAAUAAAAGUUAAAUUUACUUCUCGAGUGGUGCAAAACGAGUACAUCGUUGUAUUCAAAGGCUAUUACAAACCUAGCACGCGGUCUAGUUACAUCAGCGCAGCUCUGACGUCUUCUGGAAUAGCCGAUUGGCGAAUAAUACCACGAGAUAAUCUCGCAAGUGAUCAUCCAAGUGAUUUUGAUGUCGUCAUGCUUCAGGAAACUCAAAAGUACACGGGAUUAGAUGCACUGACAGAGCAUCCUCUGGUUAAGCGAGUGACACCCCAGCGCCUGGUCUACCGAACGCUUAAAUACGUUAAUGUGAGUGAGUUUCCUCAAGAAGAGGUUGCUAAUAUUCCGGAGUACAAAACAUUUAAGAGAAAAAUAAACAAUUUUAAGACCAAUGAAAGUUGGAUUGAAAAUCGGCACAAGAACCGGAGACUCAUGAGGGCUAUUCCUAAACAGAUAACUUCUGUACUCCAGGUUGACGCGCUCUGGAAGAUGAAAGUUACUGGUCAGAAUGUUAAAGUCGCGGUAUUUGAUACCGGACUCGCGGCAAGUCAUCCACAUUUGAAAAAUAUAAAAGAGCGGAGUAAUUGGACAAAUGAAAAAACUCUAGGAGAUACUCUAGGUCAUGGAACAUUUGUUGCUGGAGUUAUAGCAUCGUCUUCUAGAGAAUGUCUAGGACUAGCUCCAGAUGCUGAGCUUCAUAUCUUUAGAGUAUUUACAAACGAACAAGUGUCUUACACUUCGUGGUUCCUGGAUGCUUUCAAUUACGCAAUUCUAUCUAAAAUAACGGUACUGAAUUUAAGUAUAGGAGGCCCAGAUUUUAUGGACCACCCGUUCGUGGACAAAGUUUGGGAGCUGACGGCCAAUGGAGUGAUAAUGGUUUCGGCAACGGGUAAUGACGGGCCUUUGUACGGGACCCACAAUAAUCCUGCGGAUCAGAUGGACGUAAUUGGAGUUGGUGGAAUCAACUGGGCGGAUAAAAUCGCGAGUUUUUCAUCCCGCGGAAUGACAACCUGGGAACUACCCAAUGGAUAUGGGCGAGUUAAACCAGAUCUUGUAACUUAUGGGUCAGGAGUUCGUGGAUCCGCGUUGAAAAAUGGGUGCCAAUCUUUGUCGGGUACUUCAGUAGCCAGUCCUGUAGUCGCGGGUGCGGUUGCGCUUUUAGCGAGUGGUUUUAUUGGAGACGCGCCUAAGAAUGUUAAAAUAAAUCCCGCGAGUAUGAAGCAGGCAUUACUAAGUUCCGCGCGCCGGUUACCAGGUAUUGGAAUGUUUGAACAGGGCGCGGGUAAAUUAGAUCUGCUACGCGCUUUUUAUUUUUUGAGAUCUUAUACUCCACAAGUUACUUUGAGUCCAAGCUAUAUUGAUCUUACAGAGUGUCAGUACAUGUGGCCGUAUUGUACCCAAGCGAUUUAUUACACCGCGAUGCCGACAGUUGUUAACGUGACAAUAAUAAACGGACUCGGGGUCUCGGGUCACGUGGCCAACGUUACUUGGCAUCCGUAUCUAGGAGAGGGAAAUGGAGACAAAGUUGAUGUGUCUCUGAGCUUCAGCGACGUGCUGUGGCCUUGGUCAGGAUGGUUAUCAGUUUCCCUGACGGUACCAGAGGCUGCUGGAGACUGGCAAGGUACCGCGCAUGGACACAUCAGUUUGACUGUCGAGUCUCCUAAAACUGAUACCCUAGAUGACAAAGAAGUUGAUGAUGAAGCUGUCAAGUCUACUAUCAACUUACCUCUGAAGGUAAAAGUUAUUCCAACGCCUCCUAGACACAAGCGAUUGCUUUGGGACCAGUUUCACAAUUUACGUUACCCCCCAGGUUAUUUUCCCCGGGAUGAUCUUCAGGCGAAAAACGACCCGUUGGAUUGGAACGGUGAUCACAUUCAUACAAACUUCAAGGAAAUGUAUCAGCAUUUAAGAAACGCGGGUUAUUAUUUAGAAGUCCUGGGAACUCCGUUUACUUGCUUCAAUGCCAGGAACUACGGGACUCUGCUGAUAGUUGACGCAGAGGAGGAAUUUUUUUCAGAAGAAAUCAUCAAGCUGAAGAACGACGUUGAGCUUGAGGGAUUGUCGGUUGUAGUCUUCGCAGACUGGUACAAUGUCACCGUCAUGCAGAAAGUUAAGUUUUAUGAUGAGAACACGCGGCAGUGGUGGAUACCCGACACUGGUGGUGCCAACGUUCCUGCGCUCAACGACCUUCUGUUCACUAAUUGGGGCGUCGCUUUUGGAGACUCUGUAAGGAAUGGACAAUUUACUUUAGGACAGCACACUCCAGUUACUUUCGCUUCUGGGACCACAAUCGCGCGGUUUCCUGCUACGGGGACGCUUCUCUACGUAGAGCUAAAAGACCAAGGAGAGAAAUUACUCAGCACUGCUGGAAGUGGGGAAAUCUCGUCUUCAGUUCCGGUGAUGGGAUUACUGAAGCCAGAAGUUGACAAGUUGGAUAGCUCUAGUGAUUCAGGAAAAAUUGUUGUUUAUGGAGAUUCCAACUGCAUUGACGACAGUCAUUUGAAAAAACCUCCAUGUUUCUGGAUGUUGGACGCAAUCUUAGAGUACACUGCAACAGGAAACGUUCCUACAAUUUUUAACGACAAGACUCAGACUCAAAAUCAAAUUUCCAAUCAAGUUUCGACGAAUCUUGAAAUCGGAAAACUCCCGUCCCGGAUGCAAGGAAGUCAAUUGCAUCGUCACAGCAAAGUUUUACUGAUGACUGAAACCGAUGGAACUCAACGUUUACGACCUUUACCAUCAUGCCCGACUACUAUUCUUGCCGAACCUAGUCCACUCAAUGAAUCUAUUCCCACAAAUUUAUAUAAAGUCCAAAAACUUUUAUCAGUCGAAGAACAAGUUGAUGCAGUACCUCUAUCCCCAGAUGCGGACCCUACCUGGUUGCUACGCCGUCGCGGAGGUACGGGAUACAACUCCCACCCUCAGUUCAACCUGGAAGUUGAGUCGACGGACAUUGAACCGGUUCCUACGAAAUACUCUCUGUUUUUAAACUCCUGGACAUUUUACUUAACGAUGACAAUUAUUAUCAUACUGUCCUUGACGUUGUUAAGAAAAUUACUAUCGAACUGCCUAGGAAAACGUCAGUUAAAACGUAAAAGAGUUAUGGGCCGUCUUCGGCGAAUUUUACAAACUUUAACUGUAUCUAGAGUGCCUCAAAUGUAA
Microplitis mediator is the source of this 3513-nucleotide messenger RNA. RefSeq names its product membrane-bound transcription factor site-1 protease (gene S1P). The record is from RefSeq and is a predicted model, not a curated record. Gene Ontology annotation, biological process: proteolysis. The transcript has 4 exons. Gene Ontology annotation, cellular component: Golgi apparatus. NCBI's taxonomy places the organism in Eukaryota, Metazoa, Arthropoda, Insecta, Hymenoptera, Braconidae. Gene Ontology annotation, molecular function: serine-type endopeptidase activity. Bases 250 to 3513 code for a protein of 1087 amino acids.